CAUUUAUCAAAUGAAUAAUGUUUCUUUUCAUGUGUUGCAGGUAACAAAGAAGGCUCUACCCCAUUCAGUAAGAAGAGCCUGACGUUUAUCCCAGACAGUGGCACAAAAGGAAGGGUAUUCAUGGAUUUUAAACCACACUUCUUAAAGAGUUUGAGAACACUGGAAAAAUAGUUUGUUCUCCUACGAUACAUCCAGAGUAAGGUUGUUUCUGAUGCAGCUGAGAAAAAUGCAGACCAUCAAAAAGGAGCAGGCCUCUCCUGACACUAGUAGCAACGCGGACAAGAUGAUGACACUCAAUUCUGCUUUAUCCGAAGUGUCCGAAGACUUGACCACAGGUGAAGAGUUACUUCUGAAUGAAGGAAGUGUGGGGAAAAACAAAUCUUCUGCAUGUCGGCGGAAACGGGAAUUCAUUCCUGAUGAAAAGAAAGAUGCUAUGUACUGGGAAAAAAGGAGGAAAAAUAACGAAGCUGCCAAGAGAUCUCGGGAGAAGCGUCGACUAAAUGACCUGGUUUUAGAGCACAAACUGAUUGCACUGGGAGAAGAAAACGCCACUUUAAAAGCUGAACUGCUUUCACUAAAAUUAAAGUUUGGCUUAAUUAGCUCCACGGCGUAUGCUCAAGAGAUUCAGAAGCUCAGUAGUUCUGCCGCUGUGUACUUCCAGGACUACCAGACGUCCACGUCCGGCGUGAGCAGCUCAUGUGUGGAUGAGCAGGAGCCGGCGAUGGUGGCCAGCGGUUGCGUUUCCGUCAUUAAGCACUCUCCCCAGAGCUCUGUGUCUGACGUUUCAGAGGUGUCCUCCCUAGACCACGUGCAGGAGAGCCCUGUGCAGGGGGGCUGCAGAAGUCCUGAAAACAAGUUCCAAAUCAUCAAGCAAGAGCCGAUGGAACUCGAGAGCUAUGCAAGGGAGCCACGCGAAGACCGGGGCUCCUACGCAGCAUCCAUGUAUCAGAACUACAUGGCGAGUUCCUUUUCUGGCUACUCACACUCUCCCCCUCUGCUGCAAGCCAACCGAUCCUCCAGUAACUCUCCGAGAACGUCUGAAACCGACGACGGUGUUGUAGGAAAGUCAUCUGAUGGAGAGGACGAGCAGCAGGUGCCCAAGGGCCCCAUCCAUUCUCCAGUUGAACUUAAACGUGUGCACGCGACAGUGGUCAAAGUCCCAGAAGUGAAUUCCUCCGCCUUGCCACACAAGCUUCGGAUCAAAGCCAAAGCCAUGCAGAUCAAAGUGGAAGCAUUUGAUAAUGAGUUCGAUGCCACACACAAACUUUCCUCGCCUGUUGACAUGACAUCUAAAGGACAUUUUGAACUCGAAAAGCAUAGCACCCCUAGCGUGGUGCAUUCUGCCCUCCCUCCUUUCUCAGUGCAAGUGACUAGCAUUCAAGAUUGGUCUCUCAAAUCGGAGCACUGGCAUCAAAAAGAACUGAAUGGCAAAACUCAGAAUAGUUUCAAAGCUGGAGUUGUUGAAAUUAAAGACAAUGGUUACAAAGUUUCUGACCCAGAGAAUUUGUACUUGAAGCAGGGGAUAGCAAACUUAUCUGCAGAGGUUAUCUCACUGAAGAGACUUAUAGCCACACAACCAAUCUCUGCUUCAGACUCUGGGUAAAUUACUACUGAGUCAGAGCUGGGUGUUUAGAAAGAUGUCAUUUGCAGUAGAUCAGUGUGUUUUGUAUUAUGCUGAAUUGUCACUGGACCUGUGAUGUCAUUUCACUGUAAUGUGCACAUGCUGUCUGUUUGGUGUCUUUUUGUGCACACAUAUAAUGAAGAUUAGAUUGUGUUAUCACUCUGCCUUGUGUAUAGUCAGAUAGUCCAUACGAAGGCUGUAUAUAAUGAACAUUAUUUUUGUUGUUGUAUUAUAAAGUGUGUUAAGUUACCAGUUUCAAUAAAGGAUUGGUGACAAACGCAGAA
Molecule: messenger RNA, 1905 nt
Organism: Galeopterus variegatus (Sunda flying lemur)
Lineage: Eukaryota; Metazoa; Chordata; Mammalia; Dermoptera; Cynocephalidae
Gene: NFIL3
Product: nuclear factor, interleukin 3 regulated
Exons: 1
Coding region: 212-1603 (463 amino acids)
Biological process (GO): regulation of DNA-templated transcription; circadian rhythm; immune response
Cellular component (GO): nucleus
Molecular function (GO): DNA-binding transcription factor activity; DNA binding
Source: RefSeq, a predicted model, not a curated record